GUAUAGCUAAUACAACACUCGCGAAAAUUAAGAAUUUCCCCUUUUUCUCAAAUCUCAAACCGAAAAUCACUAACACACUGCUACUCUUCUCUUCAAUCUCUCCUCCGAUUCUUGAAUUGUUCAAAUGUGUGAGACCUUCGAAACUCGCUUCCUUCCAUUCCAGAUUUGCUUCUUCUGCUGCUUCUGAUUUCGAAUCCAAUCCAAACCAAUCCAAUGUCUUCCAGCUUCAGUCCCUCUCGCCCGCCGUUAAUCGGCGUCUCCAGGUUGAGAUCCUCCUCCGUCAAGAAGCUGCCGGAACCAUUGCGCCGCGCCGUCGCCGACUGCCUCUCCGCCUCCCUCUCUCCCUCCAAUGAACCUUCCAGAACUCUUCAGGACUAUCUAAAAGGCCCUGCAACCAUAGACUUGGCUUAUAGUGCAAUUCUGGAACACACUAUUGCAGAGAGGGAACGCAGUCCUGCUGUAGUCACAAGGUGUGUGGCACUUUUGAAGCGGUAUCUCCUAAGAUACAAACCAAGCGAGGAGACUUUACUUCAGAUUGAUCGUUUUUGUUCAACCAUAAUUGCUGAAUGUGAUAUAAACCCCACUCAGCCAUGGACACGAGCAUCAAAUCAACAAUCUGGUGCAUCAACAUCCAUAAAUACAUCUCCUUUGCCUGUAUCCACCUUUGCUUCUGAGGCACUUGUCAAGUCACUGAGUUAUGUGCGUUCCCUAGUGGCUCAACACAUUCCUAAACGGCUUUUUCAACCAGCUUCAUUUGCUGGACCGCCUUCGUCAUCUGGACAGUCACUGCCAACUUUGUCAUCUUUACUGAGUAAAUCCUUCAAUUCCCAACUGAGUCCUGCAAGUAUUGCAGAAGCAAAAGGUGUUGCAAGUGUUCCAGAAGCACUAGAGAAGGAUUCAAUUGCUCGAUCUGUUUCGAAGUUAUCGAAAAUUGAAAAAGUUGAUGAAGAGGAUGAACUAGGGUUCAUUGCCCAUGAUGUUCUGAAAUGGCGCUGGCUUGAGGAACCACAGUCUUCAUCUAUAGGGAAUGAAAAUGAUCGCACUGUGAAUUCUCAAGACAUGACAGCACAUAGUUUCUUAGAAGUAGGUGCAGCAGCUCUACUUGUAGGAGAUAUUGAAUCUAAGAUGAAGGGGCAACCAUGGAAAAUUUUUGGAACUGAUGAUUUGCCUUACCUGGAUCAGCUAUUGCAGUCUUCCCCUGUAACAGCUAUUACUAAUUCUGACUCUGCUCGUCCCCACCUGAGAGCAAUAACAGCAUCUAAACGCACAAAACCAGGCUCUCGUCAAAUUUGGGAGGAUUUUCCUGUGGUUACAUUCCGUCCUAGAGCUAGACAGCUAUUCCAAUAUCGGCAUUACAGUGAGCAACAACCUCUGCGAUUGAACCCAGCUGAGGUACAGGACGUCAUUGCUGCAGUUUGCACGGAGGCUUCUUCCCCAAACACCAAUGUUAGGAUAGCACCUACUAGACUGAGUAAUAACAGUGGAAAACCAUCCACGGAUGUGGCUGUGAGCGUCCUUAUUAAACUAGUUAUUGACAUGUAUGUUUUAGAUUCUCGGACAGCUGCUCCUCUCAUUCUUUCUAUGCUUGAGGAAAUGCUUAGUUCUUCUAAAACAGCUUGCAGGGUUCGUGCUUUUGAUUUAAUUCUAAACCUUGGAGUUCAUGCACAUCUCCUAGAACCGAUUAUUGUAGAUGAUACUUCUACUAUUGAAGAAGAAUAUUCUCAAGAAUCCUAUUAUGAAAGUGACACUCAAGUUAUGGAGCCAGGAAGCAAAAAAGGAUAUUCUCAGAACAAAUCAGAGACAGGCUCCUCAAUUGAUAAUUUUGAGUCUUGGAUUUUAGCUAUUCUGUAUGAGAUACUACUUCUUCUUGUUCAGACUGAAGAACAGGAGGAAUCUGUUUGGGCAUCUGCACUCAGCUGUUUGCUUUAUUUUGUCUGCGAAAGAGGAAAGAUCUGGAGAAAUCGUUUACUAGGUCUCGACAUAAGGGUUCUGAUGGCACUUAUAAAAAUCAGCAGGGAGAACUCUUGGGCAGAAUUAGUUCAUUGUAAGCUUGUUUCCAUGUUAACCAACAUGUUUUAUGAAGUUCCUGAUGAAGUUGAUGAGUCUGUACCCAGCAAACCAAAGUUUCUUGUGGAUCAACUUGAUCUGAUUGGUGGAGUUCAAUUUAUUUUUAUUGAGUAUUCCCUUGCAAACUCAAGAGAAGAGAGGAAAAAUCUGUAUUCAGUGCUUUUUGAUUAUAUUCUGCAUCAAAUCAAUGAAACAUGCAUAGCAACUGGUGUCAAUGAAUAUAGUGAUGAUGAGAUCCAACCUCUUGCUGCUCUGCUUGCUCAAACAAAUGCGCCCGAGGCAUUUUAUAUUUCUGUUAAACUUGGGGUAGAAGGCAUUGGGGAGAUUCUCAGAAGAUCAAUUGCAUCAGCACUGUCCAGAUAUCCUAACAGUGAACGACUAAAUACGCUACUGGAAAUUGUAGCAGAGAAAUUUGAUGCCAUAAUAAGUUCGUUCACUCAUUUGGACAAAGAGUUCUCUCAUAUGAUUCAGAUAACCAAAUCUCUCAAAUUUAUGGAAAAUGUGGAAGGUGUGGUUAUGAGAAAUGGCAUUGGUUUGCAGGCAAAGCAGUCAUGGGCAACUUUACAUUCCCUUAUUCAUUCUGAAAGAAUUUCUUACCGUCAAAAUGGGUAUAUCUGGUUAGGGGACCUGCUUAUUGCAGAAAUUAGUGGCGAAAGAGAUGGGAAUAUAUGGACGAGUAUCAAAUACUUCCAGCAGAAAAUUGCUCAAGCUGGAAUUCAAGAUUCUUUAAAUACGGCAGAUGUUCCUUUGCCCAUUUUACUUAUGUGUGGCCUUUUAAAGUCAAAAUACAACUACAUUAGAUGGGGAUUUUUGUUUGUUCUUGAAAGGCUUCUCAUGAGAUGCAAAUUUUUGUUAGAUGAGUAUGAAAUGCAACUAUCAAGCAGCAGAGAUCUGGGUCAUGGGAAGAAAGAUUGGCAUCUAGAGAAAGCCAAUGCAGUAAUUGACAUAAUGAGCAGUGCUUUGUCUUUGGUGUUUCAGAUAAAUGAAACAGAUCGCAUCAAUAUUCUGAAAAUGUGUGACAUAUUGUUCUCUCAAUUGUGCCUAAGAGUUCCUCCUGCUGCAGCUCUUCCCUUUGGAGAUGAUGUGCAACAUCGCAGAACUUUAAAUCGCACUAUUAAUCAUGUUGUCAAACAAGAUUCUUUUUACUGGGAUGAAAACAAGGAAGAAGUUCAUAGAAGAUCUGGCUACCCUAAUAACUACCACCUGGAUCAUCAGACUACUUCAACGGCAGCACUUUUCCAAGGACGAGCCAUUGUCCCAAUGCAAUUAAUUGCACGUGUCCCUGCUGCCUUGCUAUAUUGGCCACUAAUUCAGUUGGCUGGAGCAGCAACAGAUGAUAUUUCAUUGGGUGUUGCUGUUGGAAGUAAAGGAAGAGGAAACCUGCCUGGUGCUACAUCUGAUAUUCGGGCCACACUUCUUCUACUACUUAUUGGUAAAUGCACAGCAGAUCCUCGAGCUUUCCAGGAGGUUGGUCAGGAACAAUUUUUUAGGGCACUUUUGGAUGACACAGAUUCAAGAGUAGCAUAUUAUUCUUCUGCUUUUCUUCUGAAGCGAAUGAUGACUGAGAAGCCAGAGAAAUAUCAAAACAUGCUUCAGAAUCUUGUUGUUAAGGCUCAACAGAGUAACAAUGAAAAACUGUUAGAGAAUCCAUAUCUUCAAAUGCGUGGCAUACUUCAACUGGCAAAUGAUCUUGGGAUUGACCUGUGAUCUUCAAGGCAUGACUUUCUGGGAGGCUAUAUUAUAUGGAGUAGGACUAUGCAUGGUUUGAGGAAUUGUUGCUACUGAUUCUGAGGAAAAAUCAUUCAUCGUUCAAUUGGCUCAGAUUGAAACACAUAUAUCCAGAACAUACUUAACUUCGUAUGUUUUAUUCAUGCAACACACUUAUGAUUGAUUUUCAACAUGGCAGAGUCUAAUUGUGGGCAGAGAAAGAGAGCCAGUGGAAUUGGGUCAACUCUUAAAUAUUAAUUGAUUACUUUGAGAAGUAAUUAGCUGAAGUAGGAACAUUUUGCAUGCCCUCAAUUCCUGUUAAUCUCUUCAGUGAUAUUGCUCUUUUGGAGAACCAUGUAUCUGCCAUCAUGUCUUCAUCUUCCGCAUGUAUUUCAACUACUGGGAUAAGCCAGAGUUCUGUAAAGGGAUAAUUUUGAGUGUCCUUGAUUUUGACUCUACUGAACGGUUAUGCUCUUGGUCUGCCACCAGGCAGUUGCUGGCUGGCUUGCAUUACAAUCCAACCAAAAUGUGUGCAGAACUUCCAUAUGAUUGUUUCUUUUGUACAGGACUUAGAUUCCCACCGAGCCUUCUUCACUUUUUUUCAUUCAUGAAGGCUGCCUCUAUGCUUGCUUUUUACAUGGCAUACGGGACCUUCCAUGGGAAAAGAAAGAACUCAAUUUUGUGCGUUGUCAAUAUAAUCACAAGUCCAACAAAAUCCUUUGAUAAGGGCAUAAUGGGAUGUCUACUUUUAGAGGCAUCCAAGUUGCUCUGACUUUCUGUAAAUAUGUCAUUUUAAUUAUUUUCCCCCUUCAUGAUCUUGCCUUUAUUGCGAAAAUUGUAAACAUGAAUUGAGAAAUUUUUAUGUACUAAUGUAGAUGAUCUAUACAGGGUUUUGUGAUGGAAAUGGUUUUGUGUAGGACUCUGAUCAAACAGCCUCAUUAAUCCUUUAUAAUUCUAUUUUUUGAAAUAUAUUCGGCAAUUAGCCCAAAGUUUUGG
Molecule: messenger RNA, 4770 nt
Organism: Abrus precatorius (Indian licorice)
Lineage: Eukaryota; Viridiplantae; Streptophyta; Magnoliopsida; Fabales; Fabaceae
Exons: 18
Coding region: 214-3774 (1186 amino acids)
Source: RefSeq, a predicted model, not a curated record